This is a messenger RNA of Paramecium sonneborni, 3152 nucleotides long. The record is from the annotation of a GenBank genome assembly. Lineage: Eukaryota; Ciliophora; Oligohymenophorea; Peniculida; Parameciidae.
AUGAAAACUGUUUAAUAGGCAAUUAAAAAAAAAGGAAGUUUAGCUCUUAUUAUAUAAAGAGAUAUGAAAGUACAUAACUCUUAUAAGUAAUGAAUUGAAUCUAUUUUAAAGAGUUUAAAAUGCCCCUUUUUAAAAUAAAAUGUCCAAAUAUAUUUUGAAUGGCAAUCAAGUGUAUGUAGCAUCAUCUUCAAAUAAAUCAUUUCAGGCUUUACAAUAGAAUUUAGCCUUAGUAGAAUAAUUUACUCCUAAAGUAAAUCUAAAUAUUGAUCUAGAUAGUGUGUUUUACUUGAUACUCUAUCUAAUAGAGUCUUAAAAUAAUGGAUAAAUGAUACAACUGUUGAAACAUCAGAACAAUAAUUAUUAGGCAAAAAUAAAUAUACUAAUUUAUUUCUUAAAGUAUUUCCAAAGUAAAGGGAAUUCUUUACAAAAUAUGAUAAUGGAACAUAUGUUUAUUAUGUUAAAAAUAGGUAAAUAGAAUUUUAGGAUUAAUUGUCUAUUGCAUAUUAUGCUUGCAAUGAUCCAAAAAUGAUGAUUAUGAUAUCAAAACCAGAUGAAAUUUUAUAAAUUGAGGAUAUAGUAUAUAAUUUUACUUUGGAAGAAUUAAAAAAUGUAUUUAUGGAUUCUUUAGAAAAAAUGAAAAUUGCAAUAUUGAAACCUGAAGCAGAUCCAUCUGAUUCUUUUGUUGAUAUUAUCUUUUUAUUUAGAAACACUGUUUUGAAAAAUCAUUAAUAUUUAUUUGAGAAUUAUGUGAAUUAUUAAGCAGCUCUUUUAUAAAAAUCUUCAAGAGUUAUGGAUAAAUGUUUCUUAUUUACAAAUCAAUUUCUAGUAGAUCAAAUUACAAAGAUAAGUUAAGAAAAAUAUUAUGAUUAUUCUUAAUUUUAUAAAGAAGAAGAAUUCGAUUAAAAAAAUAAAGAUGAACUUUUGGAAAAGAUUGUUAUAGCAGGUUAUAUAAUUGAUUAUGUAUUAAGAGUAAGAGCAAUGAAUGGAUAAAAUCCUUUUGAAAAUACUAAAUUUAAUAAAUAUUUGAAUUAAGAUGAUAUUACAAAAUAUUUAGAACUUCACAACUUUUAUGCUGAUUAACUUUAUAAUUUUUAGAAUUUUUCAAUUUAAGCAUCCUUAUUUAAAGAUUCUUAAUAAAGUAAUUAUCUAACAUUUGAAGAAACAGUAUAAAGGUUUAAGUAAAAAUCUGAAAACUUUAAAUAUUAGUUUGAGAUUAUGCAAAAUUCUUAAGUUAAAUAAGGUUUGGUGAUGUAAGAACUUUUUAAAAAAUAGAUAAGUAAANUAUGAAAGUACAUAACUCUUAUAAGUAAUGAAUUGAAUCUAUUUUAAAGAGUUUAAAAUGCCCCUUUUUAAAAUAAAAUGUCCAAAUAUAUUUUGAAUGGCAAUCAAGUGUAUGUAGCAUCAUCUUCAAAUAAAUCAUUUCAGGCUUUACAAUAGAAUUUAGCCUUAGUAGAAUAAUUUACUCCUAAAGUAAAUCUAAAUAUUGAUCUAGAUAGUGUGUUUUACUUGAUACUCUAUCUAAUAGAGUCUUAAAAUAAUGGAUAAAUGAUACAACUGUUGAAACAUCAGAACAAUAAUUAUUAGGCAAAAAUAAAUAUACUAAUUUAUUUCUUAAAGUAUUUCCAAAGUAAAGGGAAUUCUUUACAAAAUAUGAUAAUGGAACAUAUGUUUAUUAUGUUAAAAAUAGGUAAAUAGAAUUUUAGGAUUAAUUGUCUAUUGCAUAUUAUGCUUGCAAUGAUCCAAAAAUGAUGAUUAUGAUAUCAAAACCAGAUGAAAUUUUAUAAAUUGAGGAUAUAGUAUAUAAUUUUACUUUGGAAGAAUUAAAAAAUGUAUUUAUGGAUUCUUUAGAAAAAAUGAAAAUUGCAAUAUUGAAACCUGAAGCAGAUCCAUCUGAUUCUUUUGUUGAUAUUAUCUUUUUAUUUAGAAACACUGUUUUGAAAAAUCAUUAAUAUUUAUUUGAGAAUUAUGUGAAUUAUUAAGCAGCUCUUUUAUAAAAAUCUUCAAGAGUUAUGGAUAAAUGUUUCUUAUUUACAAAUCAAUUUCUAGUAGAUCAAAUUACAAAGAUAAGUUAAGAAAAAUAUUAUGAUUAUUCUUAAUUUUAUAAAGAAGAAGAAUUCGAUUAAAAAAAUAAAGAUGAACUUUUGGAAAAGAUUGUUAUAGCAGGUUAUAUAAUUGAUUAUGUAUUAAGAGUAAGAGCAAUGAAUGGAUAAAAUCCUUUUGAAAAUACUAAAUUUAAUAAAUAUUUGAAUUAAGAUGAUAUUACAAAAUAUUUAGAACUUCACAACUUUUAUGCUGAUUAACUUUAUAAUUUUUAGAAUUUUUCAAUUUAAGCAUCCUUAUUUAAAGAUUCUUAAUAAAGUAAUUAUCUAACAUUUGAAGAAACAGUAUAAAGGUUUAAGUAAAAAUCUGAAAACUUUAAAUAUUAGUUUGAGAUUAUGCAAAAUUCUUAAGUUAAAUAAGGUUUGGUGAUGUAAGAACUUUUUAAAAAAUAGAUAAGUAAAAUAAUAUAAACUAGAAUGAUGUAAGGGAUAAAUUAAAAGGAUAUAAUAAGAUCUAUGUAAAAUAUAGGAAGAGAAAUAUAUACAAAGUAAGAUUUGAGAAAUUAUUUAAAAAUUUUAUUAGAAGCAAAUGCAUUAUUAGGAUAUCCAUUAAAAUUUCCAGGUAAUUUAAAAGAUUUGAUGCUUGAUUAUAUUUAAAAUUUAUAGGUUGAAAAAACAGCUAAGAUUACUUCAGGAUUAACUUUUAAAUCUUUAACUAAGAAUUUACAAUUUGCUUAAUUACCAAAAAAAGAAUCAAAAUAAGAUGAAUUUACUGAUGAUGAAUUAGAUGAAUGUUUUCGUUAUGUUGUAAAAUAAGAUGGAAGUAAAAAUGAAUUACCAGAAGAAUUUAAAUAUAAAUCAUUUGAUGAAAUGAAAAAGAUUGCUGAAGAAUUCUAAUAAAUAAAUAUUAAAAUGAAUUCAAAAGGAAAAUAUGAACUCGUUGAUUUCAAUUAGACAAGAUUAAAUUAGGGAGAAGUUGAUAAAUUAUUACAUGAUUUAGAAGUUAAUAAUCCUAAUAAAAAUAAAAAAGAAAAGAAAUAAGAAUCUGAUGAUAAUGAUGAUUAAUAAACAUAACUUAAGAGUGGAAGAAGAAUUAAAUAAAAGAAAAAGUGA